Rhopilema esculentum is the source of this 6114-nucleotide messenger RNA. The record is from RefSeq and is a predicted model, not a curated record. NCBI's taxonomy places the organism in Eukaryota, Metazoa, Cnidaria, Scyphozoa, Rhizostomeae, Rhizostomatidae.
UGCUGCAGACAAUUUUGUGACGCAGAUAAAUUCGGAUUCCUUUUAUAGCCUAUGUUGAAAUCACCUCAGUAAAUUUUAACAUUGUAGUUGACAUUAUAGUGGAAUAUGAAUUGCAAGCAUUUGCAUGAACCCAAAAGGGCUGUUAAUUGUAUGUUUGAUGAUGUUGAGCCAUUUUGAAAUUCUGUAAUUGCCAAAAACUUUUAUCAUAAGAAUCACAAUAAUUUUUAUAUUUGUAAUUACAUAAUAUAUAGAAUCACAUAAUUUGUAAUUUUUGAUAACCAAUGUUCACAUUCAUAGUACGAAAUUGUCAAAAGAAUUCUUGUGACGUUUUUGUGCGCACUCACAGAACAUUUUCUCUGAGGAAAUCAGGCUUAGGUUGUUAGAAAAUGUCCUGUUGCCUGUCGUUGCGAGAACCCAAGCCAUUAGUAAAAUUUGAUUGAGAAUUAUGUUGGCCUGCUGAGUCUCUAAGUAGAAAAGGUCUUAGCUUUGGGAAGUAAACGAGGAAAGAUUGAGCUUAAUACUGAAUACUUUAUAAUAAUUCAUUCUUCGCUCUUAGCAUAAAGUACAACGAAGACCUUUAAGAGAUGCAACUAGCUUAGCUAUUAAUUAUUCAGUACUUCUUUACGUGCUAUAAAGGCUUCACACGUUUCAAAGUUGUCAGUCGUCUCUAGUUCUUACAGCAGUAAAAAAAGUUUACUUGAUUUUCAAUGUUGCAGAUAUUGCUCCUCUUUAGAAAGUGACCGGUUGUUGUGGCUUAUGGUUCAAAUUUACAGAAUGCAGAACACCUCAUUGAAUGAAACUGUUAGAUGUUCUACAGGUUUACCGUUUCCCUGGCCAAAUAGUGGAAAGUUUUACGCAUCAACGAUAACGGAAAUUGUAUUUCUCAUAUCAACUUCGGCUUUUAGCAGCAUUCUUAAUGCCGUUAUUGUUGUCUCCCUCGUACGAAAAGAGCAGCUUCGAACGCCAGCAAACCUUAUCUUAACGAGCAUGGCUGUGAGCGAUUUUCUUGUUGGAUUUCUGUCAGAACCAAUCGCAGUAACUCGUCGCAUCUUUGAUAUUUACGGUUAUCCUUCUUGCUUAUUACAGAAGAUCAAUUUGUUCCUUGGGUCUUCCUGCGUUCCAGUAUCGUUUAUUAAUAUAACAAUAUUUGCUUUAGAUCGGUGUUUUGCAACAGUGUUCCCAUACAGGUAUAUAAGAUACGUUACAUAUAAAAAGUAUUUGAUUCUGGUGCUGCUUGUAUGGAUUGCUAUCGUACUUCUUGCAUUGCUUUCGUCCUUCACUGUAGUUACUCAUGGUUCAGUGCAGUUGAUAUAUUCAUUUCUUUUCUUGACAUCUCUCGUUCUUUGUUUCAUUUCAUAUAUAGUAAUAUACCGUACCAUAAGAUCAUUGACGAAAAGAACGGCUACAGUUGCAAUUGCUGAAAGUAUUCCAAGAAACCGUGAUUUAAAAUUGGUUGACAAGGGGGUGCCUCACAACUUAAAUCAAGAUGCUACUUCAAAAAUUGAAAGAUUUGAGAUCAGUGUGGUGAACAACGAAGAAGGUGGAAGCCCAGCCGCUAUCACUACCAACAUACGCAAUUUAAAAGGAGAGAAGUCAAGGUGCUGGACGGCAUUCAUUCUAUUAAGCGUCUUUUAUCUGUCUUACUUGCCACAUUUCAUCUUAGGAAGGGUUUUUGAGCGGGUACAAGUAGAUGAAACUUCAAAGUAUAUAGCCAGAUUCUGGACGAUCAAUAUCAUUUUUCUUAAUAGCUCUUUGAAUCCAAUCAUUUACUGUGUAAGGGUACAAGACAUUCGGCUUCAGUUGAAAGCUACAGUAGCAGCUUGCUUCUCUCUAGUCAGACCAGCUGGAGAACUUUAUUGACUCAUUAACUUCAGCUGCAAUUCGAAUGAGUGAAACAAACGAAUAGACGGGAAUUCGAAUAACAUUGAACGAUGGGGGAAACAACCGAUGUUUGGUCUCGUUAAAUGUAAAGCUUUUUGUGAGCUGUAUUUGUGACGUUAAAAAUAUUAUUGUUACGACGGGGCUGCCUUCAGCUGUUUCGCGUUGAUAUUUAUAGACAGACGGACUCAUCCUCAAGAGGUUACUUUAUCGUGAUCAAACCAAAGAACGGAUAUCGUAGUUGUUAAAGUUUGGGUGUUGAAAACUUUUGAAUAAAAAAGGGUCUUUAUUUUAUCGUAACCGUUUCGUUUCAGUUUGUUAAGAAUGGGGUAGAAUAAUUCUAUAGUUAAAGGUGAUCAUCACCUAGGAAGUAUAUUAAGUAUCCUUCGCCAAGAAUUUGGUUCUCGGUGUUGAUAGUAUUAUGAACUAGCUGUGAGGUAGUGAUGCCUAUACUGUCCACUAAGCCGGGUUGAGAAAUGGGGAUGGAUAGAAGUGUUGUCAUUUAUUGUUUUUGCAAGAUUAAUUUAUUCUGUAACUUUCCUUGUUCAACUGACAAAUGAAGAUUUCCAAAAUGCAUAACGGCUGAAUGCAGAUGUUUUGAAGAUGAGCCGAAUCUGAUAACGUCUAGUUGCUUUGAAAGUAAAACGUUCCGACAACAAUUCUUAAGUUAGUGCAAAGAAGAUUUGAUUAGGCUCUUGAAAAUGUUGCUGAACAAAGGAAUUUUUAUUUAGAAAUGGUCCUUUUUUGGCCAAAAGUUUCUAAGCUUAGGAACUAGCAAACUUUCCCUUAAAGGAGGUCAAAAUGGAAAUCUUCAAAGUGCUGGACAAAAUUGAAUUUUCAAGCUUUGGACCGAAUUUUGUUUCGAGAUCAAUCAGUGCUAAUGUUUUUAUAGGACGAAUUAUUCAUUCUUCUGAAAUUGAUAAAUUUGAACAAAUAACAUGCCAAAAAAAUAUUUGCUUUCUAUCAGCAUUGGUAAAAAACCUAGCUCCAAGGACGUCCUUGUGAUCUGAGAGAGAGCUGGAUGCAAAGAAUUGAGCUUUUCUUUGAAACUAUAACAUCUCUGCUUUUAGCUGAUAAUGGCUAAAGUGUAGUCGACAUAUUUAUAAUAGACCACCUGUUUCUGUAUAUAUGGUCAAAAGUCUGUUUUCAUAACAGCCAACAAAAAUAUUUGCCACCAAUGCUAGACCUAAAUGGCUGUCUUAGCGAUUCUAUUUAAUUUUCGGUGCAUUUGGUUAUCGAAACUAGAUUCAACAUCUUUAUAUGCACUGGUCAAUAGCUCUUUAACAAUUUCCACAGAGAUUGGGGGAAAUUGAGACGCUGCGAUAUAAAGCAUCAGCACAAAUCCAUAUGGUCUCACCUCUACUAGUACUUUGGCAAAAAAACUGCUGAUGUCAAACGAACCCAUAAAGGUUUUGUCAGCCCGUAAAACUAGGUUUUGAAUAGACUGGUUCAAAAAGAAUGAGAGUUUCACACACCGAGAUGAAUAAAGUUUUAGGACCAGGUCUACAAUUGCCGAGUCUUUAGGUAGAAAACGGCAUUUUACCUAAAUAGUGUAAUUGUUUCUCAAAUCUGCCUGUGUAACUAAUAAUGUUGUUCUGACCUUAUACCAUUCCUAAGUACUGUAGCUUUUAUCGAUUCAGUGAAUGGUGUUGGAAGAUCGUAUUUCCUGUAAUGAUUUACUCUUUACAGAAUAGGCUUUUUUGGCUAAGCAUCAAGAAGACGAGACGACGCAACAGUAUGCCAAAACUAACGGUAAUCCUCUUCGGUAUGACAUAUUUCUAUGUAGUGAAACCACUUCCUAUUCCUCGAAACCCAAUGCAUAAGAAUCUUGUAUGCUGCAACACUAUCAACUGACUGUCAUGGCCCAUAUGACUUCUCCCUCCAGCUUAAAUAGAGGCUCUUACAGGCAGAUAUGGGGGGACAUUCAUUAGCUUCCGUAUUUACAGUUUUCAAGAUUUCAGAAUUACAUUUUAGUAAAAAAUGUUCAGAUGGGAGUAAAAUACUGUUGCUGUAAAGAAAAUCUACCAAUGACGUCGAUUGAGAUACUUAAAGAGUUUUGCAACAUGCUUGUAACAUAUUGCACUAUUUUCUGCAUCUUUGUUAGAUAUUUUCGAAAUAUAUAUACACAGUUGUGGAUCGCAAUAGGCCAAUCAGAAACAUGACUGUUGAGGUUGACCAAUCAGCAGUGGCGUAGCUAGCCAAAUAGCAGUGGUCAUGCCCUCCCCUCAAAUUUGAAAAAAUAUGGGUGUGGCCAAAUUUUACCACGCCCAAUUUUUUAGUUGAUGAAUUCCUUUUGGAAAUUUUAAUUUUAAGGCUUGUGACUUAUAAAAAGAAUUGUGAUUAACUUUUGGAAUGAGCUUUUCUUAUUUCAUAGCAAUCAUCUUGUUACACCAUGAAAUGACCUUUAUCUUAUAGCUGUGACACUGUUUUGGUUUGUUGGUAAUUUAUACAGACAGAGUUCUGACAAUUUCAAAACAGAACUAUACAAAAGACAUUAAAAAAACAUUAGUUUAGUAUAGUAGAUAAACUUAGCUUAAAUUAAAAAUUGUUUUGUUCUCCUAAUUUCUUUCAAUUUGCAGGCUGGAAUACAUUUGUAAAUUUUAGAGAUAAGCUAAAAUUUUUAUAUGAAACAAUAAAUCACAUGAAACUGAAUUGGAGCUUUUUGGUCAUCUUUUCCACAAAUAGUCUUAUUAUCAAUCUGUUGAAGGUAUUUCAAAGCCAUCACGAUUAAAUAACAACCCCAAUAGAAUUGAUAGAUGAAUAAAACAAAUUGGCAAAUGAAUAUCCAAUGUAAAUAUUGAUAUGAAAUAGAGGAAGCUAAAAUAAUGGAUAGGCCUAGUUGCAAAAUGUUUUCUGCAAAGUUAGACUUAAUAGAAAAAUACCUUGCAAAAUAAGUUUAGCUUAACAAAAACAUUGAUGUUUCCACAUAUACUUGUGUUAAAUAUCCACAUGAUUGGAUUGUCCUUACUAAAUCUAGCAAACAAGGGUUGUAAAUGAAUAAUUUGAUCUUGUAAAUUUUCAAAUACAUCAAAAGUUGUAAUAGUGAAAUAAAACUGUGUAACUAACAAGAUCAGUAACAUGCUUGACUUGUCUCUGGUCAUUUUAUUUCAACAGCUAUAAGUAGUAAAAAGUACUUUCAACUAAAAGUGAAGUCAGUAGAGCUUUGAGUUUGACUUUAAUUGUGUGUAAAAACAGUGUUAUUGCAUGUGAUAAUAAACAAAAAAUUGAAGAAUAACUUUAAGCAAGUUCUGGCAUUCCCUAUCCAUUAACUAAAAUCUUAUUGUCCUAAUCAUAAUAUGGUAACAAUGCUUUUGAAGGGCUUAACAGUUUCUGAAUAUGCUGCUAAAUGUCUGGAAAGUUUUAAGCUCUCAAAUCUGUUGGUUUGGAAAAUAACACUGCUAUCUCCUCCAUCCAUCUCCAGUGAACAGAAUCAAGAUUUGGCAUUCAUUAAAUCAAGAAGAUUCUCUGCAAAUGUUCAACUUGUAACAAUUGAUUACUGAAAAGGCUGAGAGUUUGGUUUGGUUGCAUAAAAUGAUCCUGCUCGCUGAUUUUAUGUCCAAAAAUGGCCUUUCGUGCCUGUCACUUCUCCACAUAGUGCAACACCAUUAAGGCUGAAAAACCCUGUCGUUGCCAUAAAAUGUUCUUAAGAUUAACAUGAGCCGUGGCUGCUUGGCAAUAAGCUUUUGUUUGCAUUUUACUUACAGAGAAUUACCUCCCAGCUCGUGGAACUAGGCAUAGCAGCGCCGCCAUCGAUGCCUCGCAUUCGCGUUCACGAAAUAACACAGGACGGUUCUGAUGAUUAUAAUGAUGGUCAUGCCCUCUCGAAAUGGCAUGACUAGCCUUUGUUCUCUCCUGCGUCACUCCUAUUGUUAGGCAUGACCAAACAUAGGGAACCAGCGUUAUAGGCAUGACUAAAACACAGUGUUUGGUCAUGCUCAUAGUUAUGGGCAUGACUAAAUUGGAAACCCUCUGUUUUAGUCAUGCCCAACAAUAGAAGAGCGCCUUCGGAGGGCUCCAUAUUCUUGCGUGGAACCAUAGGGCUCCAAAGGCGAAUGGCCUGAGCUAUUUCAUCAGGAGAAUAGGACUUUAUUCUUACGAAAAUAUAAUUUUUUGAAAAAUGCUAACUCUGAAAAUAGAUGGUCAUGCCCGGCAUGACAAGCAUGACCGCUAGCUACGCCACUGCCAAUCAGUGCCGCUUGCCUAUUGAAAAUGUUACCAAUGGAGUCCUGAGGUGAA